Mastomys coucha (southern multimammate mouse) is the source of this 2156-nucleotide messenger RNA. It is a transcript of the gene Riox2, whose product is annotated as ribosomal oxygenase 2. Gene Ontology annotation, molecular function: histone H3K36 demethylase activity; histone H3K4 demethylase activity. The coding region runs from base 188 to 1585 and encodes 465 amino acids. The record is from RefSeq and is a predicted model, not a curated record. Gene Ontology annotation, cellular component: nucleolus. The transcript is spliced from 10 exons. NCBI's taxonomy places the organism in Eukaryota, Metazoa, Chordata, Mammalia, Rodentia, Muridae.
GCCGCCCCGCCCCUCCACGCCGUAGAGCCGUCAACUUGCGGACCGCACGCAACAGGCCGUGAGUGGUGAGUGUGGUGGUCCUGGUUGUGCCGUGCGGUGCAGCGCCUGGGACUCGGGUCGGACUGAGAGGUGAAGCUCCGGAGGGCCCGGACCUUACUGGUUUGCAUUCCCUCCCUACUUGUGAACAAUGCCAAAGAAAGUGAAGCCAACGGGGAAUGAGAGCGAAGAAGAGUCUGUUCCUUGCAAGCAGAUGAAGGAGGAUCUGCCUGAUAGCUUUUCUGUGUUAAACUUUGACAGCCCCAGUAGUUUCUUUGAAAGUUUAAUCUCACCCAUCAAAGUAGAGACUUUUUUCAAGGAAUUCUGGGAACAAAAGCCCCUUCUUAUUCAGAGGGACGACCCUUCACUGGCCAAAUAUUACCAGUCUCUGUUCAGUCUCUCAGAUCUGAAGAGACUCUGCCGACAAGGGCUAUACUAUGGAAGAGACGUGAAUGUCUGCCGGUGCAUCAGUGGGAAGAAGAAGGUUUUAAAUAAGGAUGGCAAAGCGCAGUUUCUUCAGCUGAGAAAAGAUUUUGAUCAGAAGAGGGCAACAAUUCAGUUUCACCAACCACAGAGAUUUAAGGAUGAGCUCUGGAGGAUCCAGGAAAAGCUGGAAUGUUACUUUGGGUCCUUAGUAGGCUCAAAUGUAUACAUGACUCCCGCAGGAUCUCAGGGCCUCCCUCCACAUUACGAUGAUGUUGAGGUUUUUAUCCUGCAGCUGGAGGGAACGAAACACUGGCGCCUGUACUCCCCAACUGUGCCCCUGGCACACGCGUACAGUGUGGAGCCCGAGGACCGGAUCGGCACACCAACACAUGACUUCCUGCUGAAGCCUGGUGAUUUGUUGUACUUCCCCAGAGGGACGAUUCAUCAGGCAGAAACUCCUUCAGGCCUGGCCCACUCUAUUCACCUGACUAUUAGCACCUACCAGAACAAUUCAUGGGGAGAUUGCCUUUUGGAUUCCAUUUCGGGGCUUGUUUUUGACAUUGCGAAGGACGAUGUGGCCUUAAGGAGUGGAAUGCCCCGGCGGAUGCUCAUGAAUGUGGAAACCCCAGCUGAUGUAAAAAGGAAGUUAAGUGGCUUUCUGAGGACUCUUGCAGACCAGCUUGAGGGCAGAAAAGAACUGCUAUCAUCAGAAAUGAAGAAGGACUUCAUCAUGCACAGACUCCCUCCUUUCUAUGGGGGAAAUGGAACAGAGACGAUGGACCCAGGUGAAAAGUUGCCAAGGUUGGACAACAUUAUAAGACUGCAGUUCAAAGAUCAUAUUGUCCUCACAGUAGGGCCAGAUCAGAAUCAAUCUGAUGAAGCUCAACAAAAGAUGGUUUAUAUCUAUCAUUCUCUAAAGAAUGUGAGAGAGAUGCACAUGAUGGGAAAAGAGGUAGAGUCAGAGAUUUAUGGACUUCGCUUUCCGUUAUCACAUGUGGAUGCUCUGAAGCAAAUCUGGUGUGGGUCACCAAUUUGUGUUAAGGACCUGAAACUUCACACAGAUGAAGAAAAGGAGAACCUGGCACUGUCUCUCUGGACGGAGUCUUUAAUCCAAGUACUCUAGUGCCUUUAUGCAGAGAAUUGUUAUUUUCCCUGCACAUAAUUUCAGUGGGGUGUGGGGAGGACUUGGUCUUCUGGUUAGUACUCUGGGUGGAGGUGUGGUUACUUAAAAGAGCAGGGAGAAGCUGCUGCUUUAUGGACAUGAGAGGGACAACGGGAAAUUAUUAGGCAUCCCAGAUUCUGAUAAAACAAUACUUUGGACAAGUUUAUUUAAUCCAGUGUUGUAGAAAAGGCACAACUCCAGUAUAUAUGUCAUAUAGAAUUAUGUCAUUAACCUGGCUUGUCUUGGUUCUUUGGAAGAAAUAAGUCCUUUAAAGAGCAUCCUUGGUUCUAAAAAUACUUUUUAACAAUUAAAACUUAGGAAUAAAGUUGGGUUUUUUUUUUUACAAUGAAAAUAUACAUAUCUUUGAGCAUACAUGACCCCUUUCCCCAUUAAAAUAAACAUGUUUCAUGUACUACUACCACACCCAUAAGAGGUACCCAGCAUUUGUGCUGAGCUCUCAGAUGCUGCUUGGAAGAUGAUGAUAAGAGAUUAAAGAAGAAAAAAAAAAAAAAACACCAGAGGCCAGUAUAUA